AUGAUCAACGCUAAUCUUAUCACCUGUGCACUUUGCCGGAAUUACUAUGCGGAUCCUCGUCAGAUUCCCUGUUCUCAUUCAUUCUGUUUCGAUUGCCUAUCCGGGCGUUUUGAUGAUGAAACAUUGAUACUAAUUUGUCCGAAAUGUGAUAAACUUCAUCAGUAUAAUUCACGUGAGGAAUUCGAAAAUCGUUGUAUGCGUGAUGGCUUUCUUAAGUCAAUGGUUGCACAAUUCAAACGAAAUCAAAGUCGAUCAUCCGCAAUAGCAUCCGGUCUUCAUUCUCGGCCAGCAUCGUCCCUAUCACAAAUUGUGCCGAUGAAUGGCUUUACACCGAUACGUCCGGUUUCUCAAGAGGUUAAUUCGAGUUUUGAUCAAACUUGUUCGGAACGAUCGACACCAUCGAUUUAUAGUCAAACCAGGUCGUCCUCAGUGUUGCCAACAAUAGCAAAUCGUGUACUCAUAGCCAAAUGUCAAUCAUGUAAUAUGAAAGGUGAACUAAUUGUAUGCAACCAUUGUGAUAAUGUGAUCUGUACUAAAUGUGCUGAUGAACAUCAGAGCGUGAUUAAUGAUGAUGUCAAACGCGAAUGGGAUCUAUGUAAAAGCAAAUUUGAUAUAAUUAGUGAACGAUCGAUUCGUUUUGAGGCUGAUCAAGAGGAAUGUGAACGUAAGGCACGUGAAUUGCAAACAUUAGUGGGCGAACGAGGUGAUAAAUUAGUGCAAACAAUUAAUAAUUAUAAAAAUGCGUAUAUGGAUUUCAUUGAAAAACAUCGACGAACUCAUAAACAAGUUUGUGCACGUGAGCAAAUUAUUGAUGAGUAUGAAUCUAUUGAUGACCGCGUCAACAAACUACUAAAAUCUGCAGAUAUAACUACUGAAAAGAUGGACGAUUUUUCUUUUGAAAUCGAACAUCUCGAAAGUCGUCUAGACAGUUUAAAUGCAAUUCUUGAUUCGAGUGAAUUAAAAUUUCCCGUGCUGACAUUACCUGAACAAAUCGACAUCUCGUCGCUUUUUGGUACAUUGAACUUUCUCUCGUUGAAUUCACCACAUUCGAAUCAUGUGAAAUCCAAACCUGAUCAUGAUGAUUAUCUUCUGCUCGAGUCGUCUCAACCACAGCCGCAUCGAUUCGAUCAAAUAUCCCCACCAUUGCCGGUUCCUCAAGCAAUGAAGAAAAAACUUCUCUGGCAACUCGAUUACAAAUCAGUCCCAUAUUAUGUUCGAACGUACAACAAUCAGUUAUUCGUUUGUGAUAAAUAUGGAUAUUUGUCAGUGUAUAAAUUAAAUAGACCAAAUGAUUUUCGAGCCAAACCAAUCUUCGUCCGAGAAAUUAAAUUAUUCAACGAUAAUCCUACCGUCUUGUCGGACGAAGAUCAAACAAUCAUCGAUUCGUUUGUUGUCUACAAGUUCUGGAUAAUCGUUUUUAAACGAAAGAAAAAUGAAUUACAUGGUACGAUUUAUGUAUUCACAUAUGAUGGUAAACUUCUUCCCAACGGUAAAUGUGUACAUAACUAUCCAUCACGUGAAUUAACAAUCGAUGUGGAAACCAAUAUCCUCUGGUCACUCGAUCAAAAGCAGCUUUGUCUUUUUUAUUAUCAGUUGCCCGAUCAAAUUAGCCCGACUGACCAAAUCGAAGACGUGUUUCACAAUCGUUAUUCACACGUACAAUUUUCGAAACCAUUCGCACCCAAACAUAUCUCCGUGAACAAAAAUGUUCUCGCUGUCUUGGACAAAAACCGACAAGCUGUACAUGUCUAUGACAAGAAAACGCAAGAGGAAUUGUACCAACAUGUGAACAUUUACAAUCAUACCACGCAUUUUUGUUGGGACAUGGCGCUGUUCUCGGACAAUAGUCUGUUGAUCAAACUUGACGAAACGAGUACGUUGAAAGCCGGCCCGUCGAAACACAUCUAUUUACAAUUGGACACAACGAGUCAACGCAAUGUGAUCGGAAUUAUCGAAGAAACCGAUGCUUAUGGAAUGAUAAUCACGGCGACGGAUGAGAUUUUGAUCGGAGUGAGAAUAAAUACGAAAGGAACUGUGAAAUGUUAUGGUUGA
Messenger RNA from Adineta ricciae, 2052 nucleotides. The record is from the annotation of a GenBank genome assembly. NCBI's taxonomy places the organism in Eukaryota, Metazoa, Rotifera, Eurotatoria, Adinetida, Adinetidae.